CGAAGAAGUUUUGCCGAAGAAGGAUGCGUUUGCGCAGGACUCACCGAUGGAAUUUUGCGCCCUGAAAGCCCCCCGACAUAUAUCCGCGGUGGAUGGCAAACUACCCCGGAUUGUUCAGUUCAGUUCAGUUCAGAUCGUCAUCCGAUCCGACAUAAGCUCGAGUCGGUGGGUGGGUCAUCCCGACUUUCUGUUACGCCGUAUCAUCACGUCACUGUUGCCAGCAACAGCCGCCAUGAACAUCGAAGAGUUUCGCAUUCGCGGCAAAGAGAUGGUGGACUACAUCUGCGAAUUCAUGAGCAACAUUCAUACCAGGAGAGUCACACCGGAUAUUGGUCCUGGCUAUCUCAAAUCUUUGCUGCCGUCGGCACCACCGAAUGAUCCGGAAUCUUGGGAUGAAAUCAUGAAAGACGUGGAAUCCAAGAUCAUGCCGGGCAUCACGCAUUGGCAGCAUCCAAGGUUUCACGCCUAUUUCCCGGCCGGAAAUUCUUUUCCCUCUAUUCUUGGUGAUAUGCUAUCUGACGCGAUCGGCUGCAUUGGAUUUUCUUGGGCGGCCAGCCCCGCCUGCACAGAAUUGGAAACGAUAGUCUGCGAUUGGUUCGGCAAGGCGAUUGGAUUGCCAACUGAUUUCUUAUACUUUAGCGAGGGCAGUAAAGGCGGAGGCGUUAUACAGGGUUCAGCAUCGGAAUGCAUUCUCGUGUGCAUGCUGGCCGCUCGGGCACAAGCAAUUGCGAGACUCAAGGAAUCUCCUGCACAUGCACACUUGGACGAGACCGCGCUGCUCGGCAAGCUGAUGGCAUAUUGCAGCCGGGAAAGUCAUAGUUCUGUCGAGAAGGAUGCAAUGAUAUGCUUCGUGAAGCUGCGUAUUCUGGAACCCGAUGAGAAGAGCGUACUUCGCGGAGAGACCUUGCGACAGGCGAUCGAGAGUGACACAGCUGAGGGCUAUGUUCCCUUUUUCGUGUCAACGACUCUUGGCACUACCGCCUGCUGUUCAUUCGAUAAUCUUAAAGAAAUAGGCCCGGUUUGUAAAAAAUAUCCAGGGGUCUGGCUUCACGUAGAUGCUGCUUAUGCUGGAAAUGCUUUCAUCUGUCCAGAAUUGAAAUAUUUGAUGGCCGGCGUCGAAUACGCCGAUUCCUUCAACACCAACACCAAUAAAUUCUUAUUGACAAACUUCGAUUGCUCCUGCCUUUGGGUUCGCGACAGAUUUAAACUUACCAGUGCACUCGUUGUGGAUCCCUUGUAUCUACAGCACACACAUGCGGAUACAGCUAUAGAUUACCGACACUGGAGUAUAGCGUUGAGCAGGCGAUUCCGUUCAUUAAAGUUAUGGUUCGUAAUGAGAAGUUAUGGUAUAUCUGGGCUACAGGCCUAUAUCCGAAAUCACGUCAGACUCGCUAAAAGAUUCGAAGCACUCGUUAGGAAAGAUUCCAGAUUCGAAGUUUGCAAUGACGUUGUGCUGGGUUUGGUGUGCUUUCGCGCCAAAGGCAGCGAUAAAUUGAAUCAGAAAUUAUUGAGUACUAUUAAUGACUCAGGAAAAAUACAUAUGAUCCCGGCGCGAGUAAAUCAACGUUAUACAAUACGUUUUGCGCUCGCUGCACCUAAUGCUACUGCCAGAGAUGUUGACACGGCGUGGAGCAUUAUAACGGAUUAUCUAACUGAAUUAUUGGAGUUCAAUGAUGUAAUGGAUGAGCUUGCGGAUAUUCGCGAAAAGAAGAGGAAAGCUACCUUGGAACAAAGGAGAUCAUUCUUCGUGCGCAUGGUAUCUGAUCCUGCGAUUCAGCCAGGAUUCACGAAGACUCCGAACAGAACAGGAGUCAAGCUCGACACGCAGGCAACGAUUGGCGGUAUUGGAUCAAAUACUCAAUCCGGAACAAAAUCUUGGAUAUCUUGGCCACUUGCUUAUCUCAUGCAAGCGAAAGAAGCUGCUGAUACAAGUGAAUUAUCGCUCAGAUUUCGCCACCUGGAUACUAUGGUGCGCCUGAAGACCGGUGGUACUGGAAGUCGCCGCGGUAGCAGUAACGGAUGCAGCCCAGAUCCGUCCCCGUCUGCUUCACCCUCGCGAGGCAGAUCGCCCAACGGCCGCGCGUAAUCGCGUUAUAUCGAUCUUUUCUUUCUUCGUGCAAUCUUUCUGCAGAGUUCUCCAAGCGCAACACUCGUGACGGAUACUCUGAAACUCCAAUGCGUGCUCCAAAAAGGCAGACGAAGAGGAAACUAGUUACAACUUCACAUCGGGAACCGAUACUGCCGACAAUCUCGAUAUUAAAGCCUAUCUUAGACACUGUAUAAUUUGGGACGGAGAGAAAUAAUUCUUUCUGUCUAUAAUUUUAUGUGUUAUAUUGUAAAUAUAGUUAUAAAUGAGAGAAAGGUCUCACAUUAAAUUCUUCAAUUAGAAUUAUAUAGAUAUAUUAAUCUUGCAAAAUUACUUUCUCUAUAUUAGAAUAUUAUCUGACUUCGUCAAAAUAUUGCUAUCGUAAAGCAUGCAAUUAAAACUUUAAAUCGUUAAUUGCAAUUAUUAAAACUAUCAGUUUACUUAAAU
This is a messenger RNA of Pogonomyrmex barbatus (red harvester ant), 2533 nucleotides long. Its product is annotated as aromatic-L-amino-acid decarboxylase. Gene Ontology annotation, molecular function: pyridoxal phosphate binding; carboxy-lyase activity. The record is from RefSeq and is a predicted model, not a curated record. NCBI's taxonomy places the organism in Eukaryota, Metazoa, Arthropoda, Insecta, Hymenoptera, Formicidae. Gene Ontology annotation, biological process: carboxylic acid metabolic process; amino acid metabolic process. Gene Ontology annotation, cellular component: cytoplasm.